AUGAGAUUGCAACAUCUGGCUAAUUCGAGUACAUUGCUCGUACGAGAGGACAAGAAGAGAGGGACGUGCGCGAGCUGGCGUUCGCUGGACUCGGGUCACGAUUUCGCUGUUGUAUUUCAUUCUGGAUUGUUCGCGACUGGUUCUAGGUUUCUCCUGCUGGUGUUCGCGAGGAAGAAGAAAAACGCGUGGGUUCUGGGUCGUUUUUGUACGCGUACACUGGGUCUUGUUGUUGUUAUUAUGGGCUGGUUAUGCAUUCUACUAAUGUAUCUGAAAAAAUGGAGCUACAAAUUAUUAUGUUUAUCGGAUGACUGUUGUUGGAGAUUGAGUGCAUCUGUUAGGAAGAAAUCGAAUUUAGUCAAAGUGAGGUAUUUCAAUAGUGAGCAUACAUGUCUGAUAAGGGAUAGGCUAUUAACGAAAGUUCAAGCUACAGUUGGGUUUAUAAGUGCAGUGACAACUCCUAAACUGCACAAUCAUAAAAGAAUUCAUACACUAAAUGAUAUUAUUGAAGAUAUUAAAGCACUAUAUGAGAUUGAUAUUGCAUACCAGCAAGUAUGGCGUGCUAAGGAGCGUUCAUUAGAGAUGAUAAAGGGUAAAUCUGCAAAUAGAUAUAGACCGUUGCCUAAAUAUCUAUAUAUGUUGGAUACUGUGUAUCCAAAUUCUUAUAUACGGAUACAUAAGUCGGAGGAAAAUAAGUUCAUGUAUCUGUUCAUAUCAUUAAGGCCACUAAUGAGGGGGUUUGACUACUGUAGACCAGUAGUUGUUGUUGACGGUGCACAUCUUGGUGAAGUUUACAAAAGAACUUUUGUAUCAGCAAGUACGCUUGAUGGUGCAGGUAUGAUUUCUUUUAAAAGUGAAUUUGGGGAGAGGGAACAAAUGUGUGUUGUAUCAGAUAGAAAUGAAAGCAUAAUUAAUAGUGUCAGAACUGUUUUUCCAAAUGUUUCUCAUUUUGCAUGCAUAUGGCACCUUUGGAAAAAUGUUUGUUCAAGCUUUAAGAGAAGCAAAAGCAUACUAAGUGAUGUGUUCUAUUCAAUGGCCAAGGCUUAUAGAAAAGAGGAUUUUGACAAAUUGAUAGCUAAAGUCGUUAAAAUUGACAAUCGGGUUAAGAUGUAUCUUGAGGAUGUUGGUUAUGAAAAGUGGUCAAGAGUUCAUGCAACAGUAAACAGGGGGAGAAUGAUGACUUCUAACAUAACGGAAUGUAUCAAUGGUUGCCUUGUUGAGCAAAAAUUAUCAGAGCAUGAAAAGAGUGUCAAAGUAUCAGCUCCAACCAGAAGUAAUGAAAAUGAAUGA
Messenger RNA from Solanum tuberosum (potato), 1287 nucleotides. RefSeq lists its product as uncharacterized. The record is from RefSeq and is a predicted model, not a curated record. Lineage: Eukaryota; Viridiplantae; Streptophyta; Magnoliopsida; Solanales; Solanaceae. Bases 1 to 1287 code for a protein of 428 amino acids. The transcript is spliced from 3 exons.